AGGUGGUGGCUUUACCUGCUACGCCACAGCGCCGGCCCCUGUUCUUUGCUGUUGAGUUAUUUCAGCACCCUUUUUGAAGGCUGCUUGACCAUGAGCGUGAGGGUCAUUUCUGAACUCGGUUCUGUUGCCUUGACCCAUGCUGCGUAUCUGUCCUGUGUGAGUACAGCACUGUUUUGAUUACUGGAGACUUGUGGUUCAGUUUUGAAACUGGAAGGAAUCAGUCCUCCACUCUCAUUUUUUUUCUUGUUUUGCAGUUGUUAUGACAAUUCUGAGUCCUUUGAAUUUCCAUGUAAAUGUCAGGGUCAGCUCGUCAGUGCCUGUGAUGAAGCCAGCUGGGAUUCCUGUAUGCAUGUGGCUUCCUGCGCUGGCCAUGCCUGUGCCCACAGAAGGCACCCCGCCGCCCCUGAGUGGCACCCCUGUCCCAGUCCCGGCCUACUUCCGCCACGCAGAACCUGGCUUCUCCCUCAAGAGGCCCGGGGGGCUCAGCCGGAGCCUCCCGCCCCGACCCCCUGCCAAGGGCAGCAUCCCCAUCAGUCGCAUCUUCCCUCCUCGGACCCCGGGCUGGCACCAGCCCCAGCCCCGGAGGGUGUCAUUUCGGAGCGAGACCUCAGAGACCCUGCAGAGCCCUGGGUACGACCCGAGCCGGCCAGAGUCCUUCUUCCAACAGAACUUCCAGAGGCUCAGCCGCCUGGGCCAUGGCUCCUACGGGGAGGUCUUCAAGGUGCGCUCCAAGGAGGACGGCCGGCUCUAUGCAGUCAAGCGCUCCAUGUCGCCGUUCCGGGGCCCCAAGGACCGGGCCCGCAAGCUGGCCGAGGUGGGCGGCCACGAGAAGGUGGGGCGGCACCCACGUUGUGUGCGGCUGGAGCAGGCCUGGGAGGAGGGUGGCAUCUUGUACCUGCAGACGGAGCUGUGUGGGCCCAGUCUGCAGCAGCACUGUGAGGCCUGGGGUGCCAGCCUGCCCGAAGCCCAGGUCUGGGGCUACCUGCGGGACACCCUGCUCGCCCUGGCACACCUGCACGGCCAAGGCCUGGUCCACCUUGAUGUCAAGCCUGCCAACAUCUUCCUGGGGCCCCGGGGCCGCUGCAAGCUGGGUGACUUUGGGCUGCUGGUGGAGCUGGGUGCAGUCGGGGCCGGCGAGGCCCAGGAGGGAGACCCCCGCUACAUGGCCCCCGAGCUGCUGCAGGGCUCCUAUGGAACAGCAGCUGAUGUUUUCAGUCUGGGUCUCACCAUCCUGGAAGUGGCGUGCAACAUGGAGCUGCCCCAUGGUGGCGAGGGCUGGCAGCAGCUGCGCCAGGGCUACCUGCCCCCUGAGUUCACUGCCGAUCUGUCCCCCGAACUCCGUUCUGUCCUUGUCAUGAUGCUGGAGCCUGACCCCCAGUUGCGGGCCACUGCUGAGGCCCUGCUGGCCCUGCCCAUGCUGAGGCCACCACGGCCCUGGAGAGUCCUGUGGUUCCUGGCUGCUGAGGCCCUGAGUCGUGGGUGGGCCCUGUGGCAGGCUCUGCUCGCCCUGCUGUGCUGGCUCUGGCAUGGGCUAGCCCACCCUGCCAGCUGGCUGCAGCCCCCAGGCCCGCCAGCCACCCCUCCCGGCUCACCGCCCUGCAGCCUGCUCCUGGACGGCAGCCUCUCCAGCAGCUGGGAUGAGGACAGUCUACGGGCCACGCUCUCCCCAGAGGCCACCCUGGCUCGGGCUACUGGCAGUACCUCCACUCCCCGGAGCAGAUACCCACCCAGGGAUGCCCUGGACCUCAGUGACAUCGACUCAGAGCCACCUCGGGGUUCCUUCCCCUCCUUUGAGCCUCGGAACCUCCUCAGCCUGUUUGAGGACUCACUAGACCCAACCUGGGCCUCGGGCCCCACAUAGCUGCUUUUA
Lepus europaeus (European hare) is the source of this 1870-nucleotide messenger RNA. It is a transcript of the gene PKMYT1, whose product is annotated as protein kinase, membrane associated tyrosine/threonine 1. The transcript has 8 exons. Gene Ontology annotation, biological process: protein phosphorylation. The coding region runs from base 260 to 1861 and encodes 533 amino acids. NCBI's taxonomy places the organism in Eukaryota, Metazoa, Chordata, Mammalia, Lagomorpha, Leporidae. Gene Ontology annotation, molecular function: protein kinase activity; ATP binding. The record is from RefSeq and is a predicted model, not a curated record.